AUGUGCGGACUGACGGCAUUCUUGGCUCUGAAUAAAGUCGCUCAUGAUGAGAACACCGCUGUGUCAUCCCAGAGGCUAGUAUCUCAGAUAAAUGACAGUUUAGACUUGGUCGAGCAUAGAGGUCCUGAUGCGUGUGGCCAAUGGAUCAGCCCUGACAUACGAGUUGGUUUCGGGCAUGUACGCCUUUCGAUCAUAGAUCUUAGCGCAGCCGGAAACCAACCUUUUCAUAAUGAAGAUAAUACUAUUCAAGCCGUCGUCAAUGGAGAGCUUUAUGACCACGAGCGAAUUCGAAGUGAGUUGGCCAACGAAUAUGAAUUUGUUAGCAAGAGCGACUGCGAGAUUGUCAUUGCCCUAUACCACCGUUAUGGAUUGUCGUUCGUCUCUCACUUGAGAGGAGAAUUCGCUUUGGUACUUUGGGAUGAGAAACACAACCGGUUUAUAGCUGCGCGAGAUAGAUAUGGCAUCAAGUCACUCUACUAUACCAUUAUCGAUGCAAGGCUUCACGUCGUGACUGAGAUGAAAUUCUUUUUGCCAUUUGGAUGGGCUCCUGAGUGGGACAUUGCCAAUUCUAGAGGAGUGGGAUGGAUGUAUGGGGCGGAUAUGUACUUCAAUGGAGUGCACCGGAUUGAACCUGGUCAAAUGCUCGUGAAUUUGGAGUAUCCUGACAAGAGGCUUGUCUAUGCAGGCACCGAAGCUGAGGCAAUCGCUCGCGUGCGAGAAUUGCUGCUCAAUUCGGUGCGGCUUCGCCUUCGCGCUGAUGUGGGUGUUGGUGUCUUCCUGAUCGGCGGGCUGGACUCCUCUGCAGUUGCAGGCAUGACGGCACAUUUGAUGAAGCAAGGAACAAGACUUGGAAAUGAACUGACCGAUGACACCUCAAGGCUAAGCUGCUUCACGGUGCAGUUCGAGAAAGAGUCGGGGAUCGAUGAAUCCGAGAUUGCCCGGCGGACUGCAGAGUGGCUUGGAGUUUUUUUCCACGCAGUGUUGCUGGACGAAGAGACCAUCGCGUCUCGACUGGAGGACACAAUCUGGUACACGGAAACGCCGCUCCCUGACGUGGACGGGAUGGGUCGACUGGCCGUUGCAGAAGCCGCUCACAACGCAGGCAAAAGAUAUUUUGUAGGAUAUAGUGAUCUGAUGGGGAGCUACUUGAGUGAGCCAGACCAUGCAUGGCCCGCAUUUCUAGCCGUCGACGGCAGCCGAGAAGAGAUAGAGGCUACCGUCAAUCGAAGAAUGGCACAAGCGGUAGCUAAGGUGACGGUCAAGUCAGGGAAUGAGCAUAGUCUCAGCCACACCUCUAUGUUCUCAACACUUGCUUGGUUCAAUCAACUAGCCUUUCAGGCAUGGACUGAGAAAUACACCCAAGGCGACCCACAAUUGCCCUUUUUCCGAAGCUUUUGUGAGAAGGUCAUCAACAACAUGGAACAGAAAUGGCACUCACUAAAUUCCUCUCAAUACCAGUGGACCAAGUCAAUGCUGGCGAACGGCAUUCUCCGUUAUAUUGGCGACAAUAUAGACAUGGUAUUUCAGGUGGAGACGCGGCCACCGUUUCUCGAUCAUUACCUCACAGAAUAUAGAGAAAGAUCUUUCGUGAAAAAACAUGUUCUUCGCGAAGCUAUGAGACCAUUUAUCACCGAAGAGGUUUCGAAUCGCGUGAAGCAACCAUAUCUUGGUCCAACUAAAUACAGGGAGAAUGGUCCUGUUUAUCACACUCUGAAGCGGUCACUUACAGAGACCAAUGUUCAGAACCUGGGCUUUGCUGACUGGAGCAAAGUCCAGCACACCUUCACACGCGCGUUUCAUGAUGGUGAUCUCAAGGCUUUUAGAAGUACUCUCUUUGUGGCUCAACUUGUGGUACUAGCCCAAAGAUUUGGAGUAAAGCCGGCAAGCGCCAUUUAG
Aspergillus uvarum CBS 121591 is the source of this 1896-nucleotide messenger RNA. Its product is annotated as asparagine synthetase B family protein. The coding region runs from base 1 to 1896 and encodes 631 amino acids. NCBI's taxonomy places the organism in Eukaryota, Fungi, Ascomycota, Eurotiomycetes, Eurotiales, Aspergillaceae. The record is from RefSeq and is a predicted model, not a curated record. Gene Ontology annotation, molecular function: asparagine synthase (glutamine-hydrolyzing) activity. Gene Ontology annotation, cellular component: cytosol. The transcript is spliced from 8 exons.